ACGUCACGGAGUCGACGACCCUCUCCGACGAGCGGAGAGUAUACAUAGUACGUCACGCCUUCGGGAAAUAAAUAUUAUCGUUGCGUAUCGGUGGAAGCCCCGCCGCGCGAUGUGCAGUGCGUAGCUUUUUCGGCCUCGCUAUCGAUAAGAUCGCGACCUACCGGAGUGCGGACGGACCUUCCUUUGGAAUUAUUCGAUGCAGUGAUUGAGUUUUGACACACGUGAUGUUUGACAAAAUAUUCGUUUAGCAGUAACCGGUUGCUUGGAAAAUCUGCGUCUCAUCCAUUCGAUUGCCACUCAAGGAGCAAUGGAUCGUUCAGAUUGGUUCAAGCUUACAUUUAUCGUCAUCGUUGUUACAGGUGUUGAAUGUUUAAAAAAUGUCAAGCUCGAAGUCAGUCCUCAGGCGGUGGAACAAGGCCACGAAGCCACCCUGAGAUGUCACUACGAACUCGAAGAGGCGCCCCUUUACUCGCUCAAAUAUUAUCGAGGCUCCUACGAGUUCUACAGGUAUUCGCCCAACGAGAGGCCUCAGACGAAAAUUUUCAAUUUUACUUGGAUCGAAGUUGACUCAAACAAAUCCGACGAAAGGCAGGUGACGAUUAAAAAUGUAGAUUUUCUACUAUCUGGGAAUUUCAGCUGCGAGGUGACAACUGACGCUCCGACGUUUUCGACAGCGACCAGCACCAAAAUCCUCACUGUUGUUUCAAUUCCCAAGGGAAAACCAGUGAUACUUUCGGAACGAAGACGUUAUAAGCCCGGAGAUACAUUGCGAGCCAAUUGUAGUAUGCCUUCAUCUAAGCCUCAAGCUCAAAUAUUUUUUACACUCAACGAUGAUGUGAUCAACGAUGCUUACGUCAGACCUCUGACUUUUGAUACGAAGCGAGAAAAAUCGAGGAAAAAGCACAGCAGCAGCGUCACCUCAUCCAGUAGUAGAUCCUCAACGAUCGACGAGCCUCAUCAGCAACAACUGCAACCGAGGCAAACUUCUGAUCGUCAAGGUAUUCAGUUAAUCAUGCAGCUACAAACGUUUCACUACGUUAGUGGCCAGUUGAAUUUGCGAUGCGUAGUCAGGAUCGCUGACGUCUACGAGCAGUGGAGUGAACUUCAGCUGGGGAGCAACUUGCGAGAACCGAUACCCGAACGUGUGAGGUCUGAGAACGCAUGUAAUCAAUGCCAUACAAUAACCAACUCCAUCAUUUUUGGACUUAUGCUACUCAUUUUGUAUACGAGAUAGUCGAGCUUCCUUGGAUCUCGUUGAAAUCUUCUGUAAAAAGGGAUACUAAUUUCCAUCAUUUUCCUUUUAGUCCUUGGGUAAAAUAUUGCGACUAAUACAGAAUAUUCUUACAUAAACAGCAGUUUUGUUGAUGUUUCGUUUGCCAAAAAUAGGGUCGUGUCUCUAUGUGUCUAAGCUAUUAAUACGAUAUACAUGGUACCUACGUAUGCAAAUGUAACAUAUAAGUGAGCAUAUUCAAUUGUAUCGAAAGUGUGUAAAUAAUAGUUAAGUGCAUAGGAUUAACGUUAAGUUUUAUACAUAUAGAUUACAUACAUUGUUAAAUAAAUGAAUAAAGUUUUUUUGUUAUAAAAAAGCAAUCUAUUGUAACUAAAAAAAGUCUUGGGCUGAAGCGGCAGUUACUAAGAAAGUAUACAAUUUUAUUGCUGAAUUUUAUUAUAAAAUACCAUUCGUAAAAUCAGCUAUCACAUCCAAAUUCAUUUGAAAAUGAUAAAAAAUGUAUUCUUUUUUUCCACAAUUUUGUCAUUUUUUUGCAGUAGGCACUGUUUAGUUACCAAUCUCUGAAAAUUUAUUUUCAA
Trichogramma pretiosum is the source of this 1809-nucleotide messenger RNA. RefSeq lists its product as uncharacterized. Bases 308 to 1234 code for a protein of 308 amino acids. The transcript has 6 exons. NCBI's taxonomy places the organism in Eukaryota, Metazoa, Arthropoda, Insecta, Hymenoptera, Trichogrammatidae. The record is from RefSeq and is a predicted model, not a curated record.